This is a messenger RNA of Rhopilema esculentum, 2276 nucleotides long. RefSeq lists its product as uncharacterized. The record is from RefSeq and is a predicted model, not a curated record. Gene Ontology annotation, biological process: regulation of transcription by RNA polymerase II. Gene Ontology annotation, molecular function: DNA-binding transcription factor activity; RNA polymerase II cis-regulatory region sequence-specific DNA binding. NCBI's taxonomy places the organism in Eukaryota, Metazoa, Cnidaria, Scyphozoa, Rhizostomeae, Rhizostomatidae.
UUUCAGCAUAAGUACAAGGAAAUUAAUGCAUUACUUUGUAUGGAUUUGAUUGAUUGGUUUAUUUCUUGUGUAUUUAAAUCUGUAUUGCUGUUCUGCGUUUAAAGGGAAGGUAAGCUGAAACUAGGGACAGUCCAGAAACGGUUUGUUGGUCCAUGGUGGUUGGUCAGACAGGAGUGCAAGUUACAUAGAUACAAGACAGAUAUUGAGCUUAUCCACAGAGAAGAUGCCGCGCUCAUUUCUAAUAAGAAAAAUUCUAGGACUCGACGAUGGCAAUUAUACAAACGAUGAUCAUUUACACGACAACGGCAACAGCAGGAAAACUAUUUACGGCGACGAUAUUGUGAGAAUCGUAUCUCAAGGUGAGAAAAAGGUCAGUUCAUUUAAGGAGAAUGUGCACAAAGGACACUCAGUAGGUAUUAAACGAGAUAGAAGCUUUCAAUGUUUGAGAGCCGAUGGGUCACAACGAGAUUGUGAUUUUUGCCAAAAUGGUGCCUUCCACCUCUGUCAUUCCAACAAGCUAUUACUUUCUCGAGGAAAAGAACGAUUGAAAAUUGAUUUUUCAUCUAUUCCGUCCGACAAGGAUACUUUAGUAACAAACAAAUCUUGCGUUGAUUCUGAAAGCGACCAGCGCUUCUCUUGCACGUCCUGUGAUAUGUACUUCAGCAGACCGAGUGACCUGCAAAGACACUUGCUUAUUCAUAUGAAGACGAAGCCCUAUACAUGUGAAGUCUGCGAUCGAGGCUUCACGUGGUUCGGAAACUUCCAAAAGCACAUGCUGUCCCACAAGGAGAAAACCGCGGGCCUCACUUCAUUGAUCGAUUCUCCGAUAAUGAAAGAAGAAGAUUUGGUUGUGAAGGAAGGGAAAUUGUUUAAAUGUCGAUUAUGCCUAAAAAGCUUCACCAGGAUGAGUGGACUGCGAACCCACAUUCGCAUGCAUACUGGUCAGCGGCCAUUCAAAUGUACGGAGUGUAGUUUUGCAUUUACAACCUCGAGGGCUUUGAAGAUGCAUCUGAGAAUUCAUACAGGAGAAAAGCCGUAUAAAUGUGAAGAUUGCCCAAAAGCUUUCACACGCAGAGAUGAGUUGCAAGCACACAUCUACAUGCACAAAGGAGAAAAGCCUUUUAAGUGCGAUGAAUGCUCGUCAGCCUUCAUAAGAUAUGGCCAUCUCCAAAGACACAAGUUGAUUCAUUCAAAUGACAAACCUUACAAGUGCAAGUACUGCGCAAAAUCCUUCACGCAAUACCGCAACCUGCAGACACACACAUUCAAGCAUACAGGUGAGCGACCUUUCAAAUGCUCGUAUUGUGCCAAAGGGUUCACUCAGUAUGGAACAUUACAGGCCCAUGAGAGAAUUCACACGGGACAAAAACCAUUCUCUUGCGACCAAUGUGACAGGUUUUUUAUUACCUCGUCACACUUGAGAUGGCAUAUCAAAAGGCACCACUGAACCUUUCAAACGAAUAAGCAGAAGUGAUGCAGAAGAUCAAGGGCAUUUUCUGGGUCUCUUCUUACGAAGAAUAAACCUCGUGCUAUAUAUAAGAUUAAAUCUGAUUGAAAUGUAAAUUCUUAUAAGUAUAGCAUGCUAUAACGGCACUAUGUCAUUGGCUGCAUUAAAACAAUAGGAUAUGUUUCAUAUCGAGACAACAAAGCGGGACAAAUUCUCAGCGAUUUCUCCGUAAUAAAUGCGCCGUAGGGCUUAUUGUAAGCAUGAGCGAUUGCCUGGUGGGACACAAUGUCGAAAAUUAUAAACAGACUUUAUAUUUCUUAAUUUCCUAAAAAUCUUUUAUUUUCAAGAAAUUUUGCUAUUUUCAGUAUCAUACUGUAAACAUUGAGAAAUAUCGUAGUCAUACUUGAUUAGAAAAAAAAUAGUUAGUUAUUUAAGCUGAUAGAUAAAAUAAUCAAAUUUAUUGUUAAAAAGGGAGGUCUAAAACCUGACUUUAACAACUAUUGUUGAUAUUUAUAAUUAUAAAUGCAAAUUCAAAUGCAAUUGCUAGUAGUUAUCAUGUUAUAGAUUAUGCCUUCACUGAUUUCUUGAACUUAGUUUUUAAAAAUGAUCUUGUCUCUCUUUAUAUACGAUGAAAGAGUGUGCUAAAAACAAGGAGCCACACUUCAAAUCUUAACGGCAAAACGGCCUAACGGCACGAUGCAGUUGAUCUAUGUAAUCUAUUUAUGUCUCGAGAAAUUUGCUGAUCACUGUAAAUUACAAUUCAUUUUUUUUUUCUAUCAAGAGUGUUCGUAGUAAAGAUAAUUGAUAGCCCCUAAGAAGUUAUUUACCA